AUGGCUACCACUGACGGCACCUCCCGUCUCAUCGCCGUCGUCGGCGCCACAGGCAACCAGGGCGGCUCCGUUGCCCGCCGCUUUCUUGCUGCCAACUUCCGCGUCCGCGCCAUCACUCGCAACCCCUCUUCGCCUGCUGCUCUCGCCCUCGCCAAGGAGGGCGCCGAGGUCGUGGCCGCCGACCUCGACGACGCCGUUGCUCUCGCCGCCGCUCUCCAAGGCGCCAACCUCAUCUUCUCCGUCACCAACUACUGGGAGCCGUUCUUCCGCCCAGACUGCCGCGCCGCCGCCGACAAGCAGGGCAUCACCUGCCGCCGCUUCGCCUACGACGUCGAAGUGCGCCAGGGCAAGAACAUUGCCGACGCGGCCGCCAAGACCGUCGACACGCUGGUCGAGAAUGGCUUUCUCGUCUCGACGCUGAGCCACGCGGGUCGCUGCAGUCAGGGCAAGUACAAAGACCUGUACCACUUCGAUUCCAAGGCCGACGUCUUCCCCGCCUACGUCGACGAAAAGUACCCGGCGUUGGCGGCCAAGAUGUCGUGCAUCCACACGGGCUUCUUCUACACGAGCCAUCGCAUCCUGCCCAACUCGUACUUUGGCAAGCGCCCUGAUGGCACGUUCCAAAUGUCCUUCACCACGGCGCCUGACCGUGUGGCCCCUCACUUUGACCCGGUUGCCGACAUGGGCUCCUUCACCUUUGCCGUGUCUCAGAUGCCGCCUGGCAAGGCCUACAUGGCCGAGGGAACCACGUGCAGCUGGACCGAGUGGAUCCAAACUUGGGGAAAACUGACUGGUCAACCCGUCGCUUACAACCAGGUCACAUUUGACGAAAUGGUGGCUGCUACGGGAGAAGAGGCUACCGGCAUUGAGGUCGCAUUGAUGUUUGAAUACACCACCGAUCCAGGCUAUGAUGGUGGUAUGGAUCUGCUGCGGGCGGAGGAUAUUAGAAAGGCUGGUAUCGAUUGUCCGAUGACAAGUCUCGAGGAGUGGGUUAAGAACCAGGACUGGACCGAUAUCAUUAACAAAUGA
Verticillium dahliae VdLs.17 is the source of this 1029-nucleotide messenger RNA. RefSeq lists its product as uncharacterized. Lineage: Eukaryota; Fungi; Ascomycota; Sordariomycetes; Glomerellales; Plectosphaerellaceae. Bases 1 to 1029 code for a protein of 342 amino acids. The transcript has 3 exons. The record is from RefSeq and is a predicted model, not a curated record.